AUGACAGCAAUCAUUGAGAAAAUUCGGAGGAAGCGCAGAGUCUCGUCGGAACUCGACUCGCGAUGGGGCGAUGUGGCUAUUUCCUCCCCCAACGAAGGCUCGUGGAACCAGUAUGAGAGAGCCGCCGCAAAGGCCACCGGUCCAGUAUCCCCACGCUCAACCGAUCAUGCCCACGGUCAACCGAAGGAAAUCUUGAAAGCGCCCUCUCAACCAGCAGUCCCCGUCAACGGAGGUGGUCUCGCGACUCGAAAAGAUGCCUUCAAGAGCUCCUCCAUAACUAUGCCUACGGGCUACUAUGAUGCGAAAGUACGACGUCAAGCGAAGGGGAAGACCCGCUCCCCCAAAACACGGCACGUCCAGCCCAAGCAUAUCACCCUGCCAAAGUCCUGGGAGGAGAACCGACAUGGUGACAGUUCGGCGGACGAAGCUGAAGACUAUAUCCCAGCGCUCGGGUCUGAGAAGCGAGGAGCAGAAGAUGCCAAUUCUCGUGGUUCGAAAUCACCUCCAUUAUCAGUUACCUCUCGGAUGCGCCGCUACAGCGGCCAAAGUACAUCGACUGAUGCGAUAUUCUCGGUGCCAGGGACAGCGAGCUCCCAGCGAACUAGUUUCAGUGUCGACGAUCCUCGACUCGCACGACAUACACCGCAACACGAGAAGAAGCCACCCCAAAGCACGAGGGCCGGCGACGCGGGGCCGACCCCUGCAGCGCAGGAACUGGUCCCUUCGUACGACGAUCUGUAUGGAUGA
Messenger RNA from Aspergillus versicolor CBS 583.65, 747 nucleotides. RefSeq lists its product as uncharacterized. The transcript has a single exon. The record is from RefSeq and is a predicted model, not a curated record. The coding region runs from base 1 to 747 and encodes 248 amino acids. Lineage: Eukaryota; Fungi; Ascomycota; Eurotiomycetes; Eurotiales; Aspergillaceae.